AUAUGGCGGCCGUAGUACGACAUAGGUUUUGGAACGAUUUACCAACUGUUGUUAUUACAGAAAUUUUAUCUUAUUUGUCAUUCGGUGAUCGUCUUAGAUGUUCCUUAGUGUGUAAAUCUUGGAGGCAAUGUCUUUUCAGUUCACAGUUUUGGAAAAACGUUGUUUUUGUGAUAAACAACGGCAAUACCCCGUCAACUUUACAAGUAUUGUGGUCAAAUAAUCGAGCAAGGUCUCGAUUUUUUCAUAAAGUACUUAAAUGUUGUAAAAAUUCAGUUCGUAAUGUUCAGGUUCGGUUCAAUUCUCUGAAUGGGGAAGAUGUUUUGCAAGCUUUAGAAAUCACAGAAACUUUAGUUACUCUAAGGAGUAAACUACAGGGUUUUUCGUUAGAGCCUUCAAGUAGUCACAUUGAAUGGAAUUGUAGAUCAAGCUGUAAAAGAAAAAACGAAGAGGAUUUAAAUUUCACGAACAAAUUAGGAGAUCACAUGCAAAAAGGAGUUCAUCAGAAUGUUUCGCAAGCAAAAACUGAGGAUAAAAGGAAUUUUCAAGACAGGUUCAUCAAAGCCAUCAGAACAUUGAUGAUGCAAGAUAAUCAUCUUAAGCAUAUUGGUUUUGGAUUUAUUGAGGAAUUGGUUGAAGAUGGAAAUUCUUAUUUAACUCUCUUGAGUCAACAUCAGGCAGAAUCUAUUCAAAGCUUACAUCUAGCAUCAGUUCAAGAAACUAUGUAUGAAAAAUCCAAAAUUGUUUAUCAAGCAAACCUUUUUCAUUGUUUAAUUCAUCUGACGAUUUUAAGUAUUGAUUUUGAUCAAGUAACUGAUGCACUAUUGACUGCUUUGGCUGACCAAAACAGGCUUCCUCUAAAACAACUACUUUUAUAUUUAAGUAACUUAAAUCCUCAUUAUCAACCAGUAUCAGUGAAAACUUGGAUGACACUCACCAAACAAAGUCCAUCUCUAGAAGUUACAGUGACGUUACUGCACUUCAAUGAUGAAAGUUCUGUUUUGUCAGAAAUUCUCAGCUCUCAUAUGCCGCUGACACACUUCCGGUCAUUUUUUAGUGCUGGAAUAGACGAAGAUCUUCUGUAUCAGUUAGCUGUUAGUAACAGUGAAACAUUGCAAUCACUUUACAUUAUGGACAGUCUGUCAGAAGAAAAAGGACCCAGUGUGUCAUUUUUAGUUGUUGAUGAAGAUCCUUUUGUCAUAUUAGCUUGGAAGUGCAAAAAAUUAACAUCUCUUACAAUAAUAGGAUUUGAAGUUGCUGACUUGAAUGUUAUUGCUUUUGCUCGAUUACGGGGAUCUAAUUUGAAAGAACUUAAGAUUCCUGCCUGUUGUAUAGUUGUUGGUGAUGAUGGAAAAGAUGUAGUUUAUCUUGAUCAAGUUGCUCCAAAUAAGUAUCAUACCCUAGUGAAUGAAGUUUCUAAAAGCCUACAGUUUCAGUGGAAACCUUUAUCAACUUUUGAACUCCAUCCUUCAGUUAUAAAUGUGGAACUGGAUGCUGAAGAGGCUUACCUUUGGUACAUAUUGAAAGAUCAGAGGUGGUUAGAUGUUGUAGAUUAAUAAGUCUUGUUGAAUACUCUUUGUUGUGAUUAAAUAUAGUAAGAAGUAUUUUACCUUCAGACACUGUUACUCUCAUCAUUGACGAUCUUGUGAAAUCUUCUGUCACAUCAGAGAAGAAAAUGUUGAGAAAGUAUUUCUUAAACCAUAUUAUUGUCAUUGAAAGAGUUUGUGACACUUGAAACAUUUGCUUUCAUGUGGUUCAUCCAUAUUGAAAAGCUAUAUUUUCAAGCUUUUUGUUUUCAUCUGGAGUACUCAUGGUGAUGAGAGAUUUUUUCUUAGUGUGAGUAUUUUGUGUUGACUGAAUCAUUGUUAGUUGAUUUUUAUCUUACCACCAGUGUUCUCUGUUACAUAUACCAUACUUUUUUUUUGAAUGACUCUUUUUUAAAUUUAAGUAUUAUAUCUGGUUCAAUUUCAUACUGUAAAUUCCAGUAUAUUUUGCUAUUCAUAUUAUCUAUGAUGAAAAGAAAUUUCAUUAAAUCACCUUUUUUCAUAAGAACAAUUAUUUAUUCCAAUGUGCUUUAUCAGCAAAAUGAUGUCUGUAAUUAAACAAAACAAGUUUGAAUUAUUUCUAUAUUCACCUCAGUGUGGUCUCUGACUAUAGUAAUGUGAAGAAAUACUGAAGUAUUUGUUAUAUGUCAAACAACCAGGAAGUUGUGUAUAUUUUAUUCUGUUGAUAGAAGAUUAAGUAUGAGAAGCAUCAUGUUUUAAAUAUUCUGAAGUCUGUAAGUUAUAUUAAUGUAAUCAAAGUUUGCAUAAGUAUUUUUUUUUAUGUAAUUUGGUAUUGUAGUAUCCUAUGGGUUGGAAAAGACACCAAAAUUCUGGAAAUAAGCUAAUCUCUCAGAUUUAUAGAUAUGGGCUUUUCUGUGGCAUUCUAAAGUGAAAGACAAUAUCACUGCAUACUGUUCAAUUUUCAGUUAUUUUAUAAGAUCAAACAACAAGAAUGUCGUCUUUAACUCAAGCUCUGGGUGAGUUCCUUAUCAUUAAUUUUUUAUAGAUGUUACAUUGUGUUAAAGAAAAUUUACUGCACAAAAAAAUCAUUAAGCUCUAGCAUGAUAUUUAUUGGAAAGACAUAAACAACCUCUUCUCAUUACAGAAGUGCUUUUCUAUGCACUCUUGAAAUUCAAGUUAAAGUGUAUUUUGAUGUAACGAAAUCUCUUGUCUGAUAGAAAAAUGCAACCUGCCCCAAAACAUUUCAUGAUUGAUUAUUAAGCAUGUUUCAUGACCAUAAGAAGUAAAAUAUACAAUGAUAAAAAAUACCUUAUGAAUAUUUAACAUUAACUCAUGAGCUUUACAACCAAAAUAAGUGGCAAAGCAGUUUAUAAAGAACAAUUAGUAGGAGUUGUUAUGAAACCCUAAUAUAUGCAACAUCAUGCUCUCAAUUGAAAGUUUUUUGCGACUAUUAUUCAUGUUUGCAUCAGGUGUUGUUCUUUAAUAAUUUAAAAUAUGAAUGCAAAACUAAUAAAUGUAUAGAACAAUACAUUUUACCAUUUUUAAUUACCUAUGGCAAGAGUUGCUUUCACUCUGCAGUAACUGGGUGCUGAAAGCCAGCUGCAAUUUAUCUUUUAACAUAAUACAGCACAACUGUAACUCUCGAAAGCAGAGUAAGAAAAAAUUGAAAAAUUACUCUCUAUCAUUUGCCAUAUAUUAUUAGACAAGGAUUUAGACAGUCAUAAGUGAUGUAAACACUUAGCCAUUUUGUGAAUAAACUUACAUAUUUCAUAUUAGAAUUAAUAUUCUACGGCUUCAUGAGCACUUAUUUUUAACAGGCAAGGACUUAAAAGGAGUUUGUACAUCACUUUUUGUUAGCCGGAAUUGAACUAUGGCUUGUAAUUUAGAACCAAAUCUUGUUUUCAACUAGUUACACAAAUUAAAUAUAUUUGUGUUUUUUCAUGAAUACAUUGAAAUCAGUGCUUUUUAUAAAUUAUUGUAAUAUUGAGUAAAUAAAGCUCUAAAAAUAUACAAUAAUGAAGCUAAUGUAAGAAGUGACUGCUAUAACUUCUGUACUAGGUUAAUUGAAAAAGGAUCGUGAGGUAAAAGCAUCUCUUGUCUGAGAUGAAGUGUUAUCACAUUUUUGAAGUCUUAAGAAAAGUGAUUGUUUCAAGUAACUUUUUGUGUUGUAUCCUUACUCAUCGCUGUUAUUCAUAUGAAUAAUAAAUUUAUUAUGAUUAAUCCAAA
Molecule: messenger RNA, 3728 nt
Organism: Limulus polyphemus (Atlantic horseshoe crab)
Lineage: Eukaryota; Metazoa; Arthropoda; Merostomata; Xiphosura; Limulidae
Product: F-box only protein 33-like
Exons: 3
Coding region: 3-1553 (516 amino acids)
Biological process (GO): SCF-dependent proteasomal ubiquitin-dependent protein catabolic process; positive regulation of protein ubiquitination
Cellular component (GO): SCF ubiquitin ligase complex
Molecular function (GO): protein binding
Source: RefSeq, a predicted model, not a curated record